Messenger RNA from Passer montanus (Eurasian tree sparrow), 1350 nucleotides. Its product is annotated as translation initiation factor IF-2-like. Lineage: Eukaryota; Metazoa; Chordata; Aves; Passeriformes; Passeridae. The record is from RefSeq and is a predicted model, not a curated record. The transcript has 4 exons. Bases 1 to 1350 code for a protein of 449 amino acids.
AUGUCUACUGCUUGUUUCAGAGGCCUUUUCAGGACAAAGCACGCACAAAUUAUCCCAGAACAGUAUCCGAUAUUUCUUCCCUUUCACAGGAAGCAACUGCUGCAAGUCGGUGUCCACCUUUUUUCUUCUCUGGCAGCUGAAGCAAAAGGCUGCAAACAUCCAGGACUGACUCUAUCGUUCAAGCAACCUAGAGAAACAAAUAGAAACCUGGAUCCCAGAGACAAGCACGGACGCAACCAGGGCGCCGAGCCCAGAGCGGAAGCCUCGGCUACUCCUCCACUCGCGGCGCGGACAGGGCGGCAGCGGUGUUUGACGGAGGGCGCAGCCUAUCAGCGAAAUCCUCCUGCUGCCGCUCAGCCCCGGCAGGAAAACACGCUGGGGGUGCGGCGGGGGACGGGGAGUAGGGGCUGGCAGGGUUGCGGGGAAAAACAGGGAAAGGAAGGGUCAUGGCUCGCUUUAUUGGGAAAGCUGAACAGAUGUACAGGAAGCACCCGGGCGGGAAGCGCUGAUCGGGAGCCGCCGAGGGAGCCCCAGCGCGGCCCGGGGCAUGCUUCCUUUUCCGGGGUGUGCGGACAGACAGACCCCGCUCCCGGGCUGUGGGGACACGCAGAACCCCGGCUCUCGGGGCGUAAGGGCAGACAGAACCCCGGCUCCCGGGGUGUGCGGACAGACAGAACCCCGGCUCCCGGGGUGUGCGGACAGACAGCACCCCGGCUCCCGGGGUGUGCGGACAGACAGAACCCCGGCUCCCGGGGUGCACGACCUCCCGCUGCGGCUCCGCCGAGUGCCCGUCCUCUGCCCUCCCGGCGGCCGCCCUGCUCGCGCCGCCGGGGGCGGCUCCCCCUGCGGUCCCUGAGGGCGGUCCGGGCAGCCCGGCGGGGUAAGGAGGGUGGCGGCCCGGCCGCUCUGUGUUCCCUGCGCUCCCGUUCCCGGGGCUGUCCCGGGCUGUUCCGAGUGCCGCCCCACACCCCCGUGCGCGCGCGCGCACCGCGCGCUCGCCUCGCUCCCUCAAAAUGGCGCCGCUCCGCGCCGCAGUGCUCCCCGCGCGCGCGCGCAAGCUCCGCGAGAACCCCCGCGCGGGGGCCCGGGGAGGAGCGGGCGGGGCUCCCCCGUACCGCCCCCGCCGUGACGUCACGGGAACCAUCCCGAACGUUCGGCGCGGGACGGGGAAUCCCCAGAGCGCGCCCCGCCCUCGCGGCGGGAGUCCCCGGCGCCGCCGUCACCGACCGGGCAGCGGCGCGGGGGCGGGCCCGGGGCGCGGGGCCCGGCGGAAGUGCCGCGCGCCUGCGGGAGCGCCCGCCUAGCGCCGCGGCAGGUCAGCCUGCGGGUGCCGGUGCCAUCCCCGCGUGA